Messenger RNA from Auxenochlorella protothecoides, 651 nucleotides. Its product is annotated as 60S ribosomal protein L10a-3. Gene Ontology annotation, biological process: translation. The transcript has 2 exons. The record is from RefSeq and is a predicted model, not a curated record. Gene Ontology annotation, molecular function: RNA binding; structural constituent of ribosome. The coding region runs from base 1 to 651 and encodes 216 amino acids. Gene Ontology annotation, cellular component: large ribosomal subunit. Lineage: Eukaryota; Viridiplantae; Chlorophyta; Trebouxiophyceae; Chlorellales; Chlorellaceae.
AUGUCGAAAGUUUCCGGCGAGGCCCUCCGCGAGGGUAUCAAUGCCGUGCUCCAGGGCGCCAAGGACAAGCCCCGCAAGUUCACGGAGACCGUGGAGCUCCAGAUCGGGCUGAAGAACUACGAUCCCCAGAAGGACAAGCGUUUCAGCGGGUCCGUGAAGCUGCCCUACUGCCCCCGCCCCUCCCUGAAGGUGUGCGUGCUGGGUGACCACAAGCAUUGCGAGGAGGCCGCCGCCCUGGGCGUGGACGCCAUGACCGUGGACGACCUGAAGAAGCUGAACAAGAACAAGAAGCUGGUGAAGAAGCUGGCGAAGAAGUACGCCGCCUUCCUGGCCUCCGACUCGCUGAUCAAGCAGAUCCCGCGCCUGCUCGGUCCCGGCCUGAACAAGGCGGGCAAGUUCCCCACCCUCAUCACCCACAACGACAACCUGGAGACCAAGGUGACGGAGCUCAAGUCCUCCGUCAAGUACCAGCUGAAGAAGGUGCUGUGCCUGGGCGUUGCCGUGGGCAACAUCAACCAGACCGACCGCGAGCUGUACAUCAACAUCCAGAUGUCCAUCAAUUUCCUGGUGUCCCUGCUCAAGAAGAACUGGCAGAACGUCAAGACGCUGUACAUCAAGUCCACCAUGGGCAAGCCCGUGCGCCUGUACUGA